This is a messenger RNA of Ahaetulla prasina, 853 nucleotides long. RefSeq lists its product as uncharacterized. The record is from RefSeq and is a predicted model, not a curated record. The coding region runs from base 1 to 744 and encodes 247 amino acids. The transcript is spliced from 4 exons. NCBI's taxonomy places the organism in Eukaryota, Metazoa, Chordata, Lepidosauria, Squamata, Colubridae.
AUGGAAUCCUGCAGCUUUGGUUCUGAGAUCGAAUUCUCUCCACUGUUCGUCGCCCUCUGGGCAGCCCCUGUCUGGGGAACUCCCAGCCCGUCCACGGGACCCCACAAAGCCGAAAGACCGUCGCUCUCAGCCCCGCGGCCCGCUCCUGACCCACGUCCUCGCCGGUACCCACCCACUCCGAUCGAAGAAGUCAGAAGGCCGAACCCCUCAGCGCGCGGACUGGCCGCCGGACUGGGAGACCGGGGCGUUUGGCGAAUUAUCCCGCGCGGCGGCGCCCCCCAUAGAUCUUCUGCACGCGGCCCGAUCUCGGCAACUGACAACCGCACACGGCAGCGGGGAACCAGUGCCAGGAGGGAAAGAGGAAAUCGGAAGCGGUACAGAGUCCCCAUUGCCUCUACUACUACUCAACCCGUGGCUACCGCUACUCCAACUCCGCCUCGCCUACCGCUACUCCUCCUCCAACUCGGCCCCGGACUUUUCCGGUUUUCUUUUUAUGUGUGUGGGGACGGACCGGUCGGGCUGCUGCCUUCGGUGAGUCACAGCGCCGACGGAGAAAAGUCUAAAAAGAGGCGCCCCGGGUUGAGCACCCAGCCGAAAGACCGUCGCUCUCACCCCCGCGCCCUGCUCCUGACACACGCCCUCUCCAGUGCCCCCGCCCCUUCCGAUGGAAGAAGGCAGAUUCCCGAACCCCUCGGCGCGUGGACUGGCCGCCGGACCGGGAGACCGGGGCGUUUGGCGAGUUAAAGAGUAAAGAGGUCAAAGUAAUCCACCACGGAAAAACGGUUGAUUUUUCGUAGUCCUCUAUGGGGGGUGGGAUUUCAGAUCGGUCAAAAAAGUAAAGAGGUCAACGUAA